Molecule: messenger RNA, 1848 nt
Organism: Linum tenue
Lineage: Eukaryota; Viridiplantae; Streptophyta; Magnoliopsida; Malpighiales; Linaceae
Source: the annotation of a GenBank genome assembly
AUGCGUCAUGUCCGUGCUUCUUCUCAACAUCUCAUUCAUCAUUAUGCUUCCAAACCCAGCCGUCUCUCAGUCUCUUCUUCCCCCCGCUAUUUCGGCACCAACCGUAGCGAGUCACUCGAUUCCUUGGACGGCCUUCUUCGAGGUUGCUCUAGGGUUCAGCAAUGCCAGCAGGUUCACGCGCAGGCCACCGUCACCGGAAGCACUGGCUCCGGUUUCCUGGCUUCCCAACUGGUAUCUACGUACGCUCGUUUUGGCCGUCUCUUGGAUGCCCAGAUGGUGUUUGAUUCUCAGAGCCAAUCGGAUUGCUCUUCCAACCCGAUUCUUUGGAAUUCGAUUCUCAGAGCUAAUGUCUCCGGUGAGUGGUAUGAAAACGCUCUCAAUUUGUAUGCUAGAAUGCGCAAGUUUGGAAAUUUAGGCGAUGGUUUCACCCUCCCUUUGGUGAUUCGGGCGUGUAGAAACGUGGGUUGUCAAGGGAGGAAGAGUUCUAGGUUGUGUCAGAUUGUUCAUUGUCAUGUUAUUGAGGCUGGUUUGCGAACCCAUCUCCACGUCUCGAACGAGUUGAUUGGAAGGUAUGCGAAACUGGGACGGAUGGUUGAUGCACGCAAAGUGUUCGAGAGAAUGCGUGUUAGAACCACUCUGUCGUGGAAUAUGAUGGUUUCCGGGUAUUCCUUCAAUUGUGAUGCUGUUGCUGCCCUUGAUAUCUUUCGAAGGAUGGAGACCGAAGGAUUGGAACCUAAUCUCGUGACAUGGACGUCUCUCCUAUCAAGCCAUGCGCGUUGCGGGUUAAGUCUAGAAACCAUGAAGCUGUUCAGUUCGAUGCGGAAGAAGGGAAUUGGGGUGAAUGGUGAAGCACUUGCCGUCAUCUUGUCAGUCUGUCCCGAUCUCGGUGCAUUUCGUAUAGGAAAGGCGAUUCAUUGUCAUGUUAUAAAGGAUGGUUUCCAGGAUUACUUGUUCGUGAAUCAUUCCCUGAUAUGCUUGUAUGGCAAGAGUGGAAAUGUAACUGAAGCGCAGACCUUGUUCCAGGAGAUUGGAAACAAGAACACAGUAAGCUGGAACGCUUUGAUAACAUCUUAUGCUGAUGCCGGCUUAUGUGAUGAAGCUUUCGGAAUUUUCUCGCAGAUGGAGAGACCUGUGUUUGAGAGAACUGAGGGUAAAGAUGUGAUUUCAUGGAACUCCAUCAUCAAAGGAUUUGGGAUGCAUGGACUUGGCAUCAAAGCUCUACAGAUGUUUGAUCGUAUGAUCACUUCUGGCCAUCAGCCGGAUGGGAUAACCUUUGUUGCGAUUCUCUCAGCUUGUAGUCAUGCUGGACUUGUUGACCAAGGCCGUUUGCUUUUUAAUAAUAUGGUUUCCAAGUAUGGAAUUGAACCAGGGAUGGAGCACUAUGCUUGCACAGUGGAUUUGUUGGGUCGGUCAGGUUUCCUUGAAGAGGCAAGCGAAGUUGUUAAGAAGAUGCCGAUGGAGCCUAAUGAUUGUGUGUUGGGUGCUCUGUUGAACUCAUGUAAAAUGCAUACUAACACGACUUUUGCAGAGAAUGUUGUGUCUCGAAUGUCAAGUCUUGUAUCUGAGAGUCCUUGGAGCUGUACGUUGAUGAUGAAUAUAUAUGCAGGUAGUGGUAAGUGGGAGGAUUCUGCCAAGGAGAGAGCCUCUGCAAGGAGUAAAGGGUUGAAGAAAGCUGCUGGGCAGAGCUGGAUUGAGGUGAAGAAGAAGUUCCAUAAGUUCGUGGCAGGGGAUUGCUUGGAGGAGAAGAAUUCAGGGGAGAUCUUUAGGGUUCUUGGGGGACUGACGAAUCAGAUGGAGGAUAUCAGUGAUGACUAUGUCAUCUUUUUGAAGUUGAUGAUGUUGGACUAA